AAUCAACUCCUCAUGCCAAGCGAUGAGUGAUAAAUUAAGGAAGUGUAACUGAACUGAAGACCCAGCUUGGGUGAUCAGCCCAGGUUUUGGACAAAGCUGCUGCAAAACUACAAGUCCCAGCAUGCCUUUCAUAAGCACACUACACAUCAUCUGUAGAGUUCACACAUGCUCAGUGUGGUGGCUGAAGCCUGUUUUCCAUAGGUUCCUGACUAGGUUAAAUAAGGUGGGGCAAAUAGCCCCACCCCAAAAGCAAGCUUCAGGAUUUGAAGUUUGAGCCUAGCCCUGAGGUAGAGCCGGAAUUUACCUUUGUACUUCACACGGUCAGAGUUGGUGGUGACUACGUGGGUCUGGAGCUGGCUGCCGUCCUGACACGUCCUAGAGCUGCAAGCAGGUUUGAAUCCAGGAUCACUUGGACUGCUGUUCCUCUCCCCACCCCCUAUAUUCUUUAUCCUUUUCCCUUCAGGACUUUCCCACAGGUUACUAGGUCUCACAUGAUUUCUACUGCCCUUGAGGAUCCCUGCCUAAGUAAGAUUCCUACUACCUGCCGACAGGGUACUAGUAUCAGGUAGGUCUCUACUACCUGACUAUAGGGACUGUCGACUAACUCUCAGUAGCCCCUUAUCAAAAUACCUAGCACUGUUUCCUCGCAGGAAAUGCUGGGAAGGGUGGGCCCCAGAGCAUGAUCAACUGAAGGUAGAGGUUAAGGAUCAGGGCUGAGGUGGGAAGAUGGUGUCAGUCACCAAAUAUGACCUUACUGGCUGCUCUGCCUUCUGCAGGUCCUGCCAGAGAGCCACCAUGGCCUCUGAGCCUCUCAGGCUGGCAGAAGAGUAUGGCCCAAGUGCUGGGGAAUCUGAACUGGCUGUGAACCCCUUUGAUGGGCUUCCCUUCUCUUCCCGCUACUAUGAGCUGCUGGAGCAGCGCCACGCCUUGCCCAUCUGGGCUGCUCGCUUUGCCUUCUUGGAGCAGUUGGAGAGUAACCCCACUGGAGUGGUGCUGGUGUCUGGGGAGCCUGGUUCUGGCAAGAGCACCCAGAUCCCUCAGUGGUGUGCAGAGUUUGUGCUGGCCAGAGGGUUCCAGAAAGGACAGGUUACUGUCACACAGCCCUACCCUCUUGCAGCCCGGAGCCUGGCUCUGAGGGUUGCUGAUGAGAUGGACCUGACCCUGGGUCAUGAGGUUGGAUACAGCAUCCCUCAGGAGGACUGCACAGGGCCCAACACCCUGCUCAGGUUCUGCUGGGACAGGCUGCUUCUGCAGGAGGUGGCCUCGACCCGGGGCACUGGAGUCUGGGGCGUGCUGGUACUAGAUGAGGCUCAGGAGCGGUCGGUGGCAUCAGAUUCACUCCAGGGGCUACUGCAAGAUGCCAGGCUGGAAAACCUUCCGGGGGACCUCAGAGUGGUUGUGGUUACUGACCCAGCCCUUGAACCUAAGCUCCGAGCUUUCUGGGGCAAUCCUCCUAUUGUGCAUAUACCCAGAGAGGCUGGUGAGAGACCUUCUCCCAUCUAUCGGGACACCAUCCCCCCUGAUCGAGUGGAAGCUGCCUGCCAAGCAGUGCUUGAGUUGUGUCGGAAGGAGGCUCCAGGAGAUGUGCUAGUGUACCUGCCCAGUGAGGAGGAAAUUUCCCUCUGCUGUGAAUCCUUGUCCAGGGAGGUAGAGUCCCUGCCUCUCCAAAGGCUUCCACCACGAGUACUGCCCCUUCACCCAGACUGUGGACAAGCCGUUCAGGCUGUAUAUGAGGACAUGGAUGCCCGAAAGGUUGUGGUCACUCACUGGCUGGCUGACUUCUCCUUCUCCCUCCCUUCCAUCCAACAUGUCAUCGACUCAGGACUGGAGCUCCGAAGUGUUUACAAUCCUAGGAUCCGAGCAGAAUUCCAAGUGUUGAGGCCAAUCAGCAAGUGUCAGGCAGAGGCAAGACGACUGCGAGCAAGAGGGUUCCCACCAGGAUCCUGCCUCUGCCUGUAUCCUAAGUCCUUCUUAGAACUAGAAGCUCCACCAUUGCCCCAACCUAGGGUGUGUGAGGAGAAUCUGUGCUCCCUGGUGUUACUACUAAAAAGGAGACAGAUUGCAGAGCCAGGGGAGUGUCACUUCCUGGACCAGCCUGCUCCAGAAGCAUUGAUGCAAGCCCUGGAAGAUUUAGACUAUCUGGCAGCCCUGGAUGAUGAUGGGGACCUGUCAGAUCUAGGCGUCAUACUAUCAGAAUUCCCUCUGGCCCCUGAGCUGGCCAAAGCCCUGCUGGCCUCAUGCGAGUUUGACUGUGUGGACGAGAUGCUCACCCUGGCUGCCAUGCUCACGGCUGCCCCUGGGUUUACCCGUCCUCCACUCAGUGCAGAAGAAGCUGCCCUGCGUCGGGCCCUGGAACACACGGAUGGUGACCACAGUUCUCUGAUCCAGGUGUAUGAAGCCUUUAUACAAAGUGGAGCAGAUGAGGCUUGGUGCCAGGCUCGAGGUCUGAAUUGGGCAGCAUUGUGCCAAGCCCAUAAACUUCGGGGAGAGCUCCUAGAACUCAUGCAACGAAUUGAACUUCCCUUGUCCCUACCAGCCUUUGGCUCUGAGCAGAAUCGCAGAGACCUUCAGAAAGCACUGGUGUCAGGAUACUUUCUCAAGGUGGCCAGAGACACAGACGGGACUGGAAAUUACCUACUCCUAACCCAUAAGCAUGUGGCCCAGCUCUCCUCAUACUGCUGCUACCGAAGUCGUAGAGCUCCUGCCAGACCCCCACCGUGGGUGCUCUACCACAAUUUCACCAUAUCCAAAGACAACUGCCUUUCCAUUGUUUCUGAGAUUGAACCACAGAUGCUGGUGGAAUUGGCCCCUCCAUACUUCCUGAGUAACUUGCCUCCCAGUGAGAGCAGAGACCUCCUGAACCAGCUAAGGGAAGGAAUGGCAGAUUCUUCAGCAGGGAGCGAAUCAUCCUCAGUCCAGGAGUUCAGAGAUCCCUGUGUCCUGCAGUGACCUGCCUGCCUAUGGAAUGGAGCUGGGUUCAUCUCAUCACAUUAGAUUCUCCCUCAGGGUGGCACCAAAGCACCCAGAUAGAUUUAGAAGCCCAAAGUUUAGGGUUAAAUAUAAACCCUGGAAAGUGAGUCCCAAGAAAUGGUAGGCUGGGAAUGGAGAGAAUGGGGUAAACCACAGUCUACAUAGGGAAGGAUUCUUUCCUUAACCUUCUCUUAUUGAUUGGAGAGGGACUGACAUGCUCCCCAUUCUCUCAACUUUGCCAAACCCAUUCUUGUACUCCCUUGUGGUCUAUAAAAGAUUUUUCUAUGAUGCCA
Rhinopithecus roxellana (golden snub-nosed monkey) is the source of this 3263-nucleotide messenger RNA. RefSeq names its product DEAQ-box RNA dependent ATPase 1 (gene DQX1). Gene Ontology annotation, molecular function: RNA binding. The record is from RefSeq and is a predicted model, not a curated record. Lineage: Eukaryota; Metazoa; Chordata; Mammalia; Primates; Cercopithecidae. Gene Ontology annotation, cellular component: spliceosomal complex; intracellular anatomical structure. The transcript is spliced from 11 exons. The coding region runs from base 727 to 2949 and encodes 740 amino acids.